AUGCUUUGGUCCCGUGCUUUUAUCCUAUUUUUGGGAUCACAGAAGAAGAAAAGUCAUGUUCAAGCUGCCCCGCCUGCUCCUACAGAUGCCAACUACGACACUUGGUGUGCUGAUGAUUGCUCCGUCAUGACUUGGAUUCUUAAUAGCCUAGAACCAGCUAUCAGCCAGAAUAUCAUGUGCUUGGAUACUGCCAAAGCCAUGUGGGAUGCUCUACGGGAGAUGUUCUUCAAUGACAAAAACGUCUCUCGGGUAUUUGAAUUGUAUGAGAAACUUUUCUCUCAUACUCAGGAUACUCAGUCAGUCAGUGAUUACUUCUCUACUCUGAAAGGCCUUGCUGAUGAGAUUUUGGUUUAUCAUUCUCUUUCCUGUGAUGCCACAACAAGAGCAAAACAAUGGGAGGAAUUUAUGGUAGCAAAAUUUUUGUCAGGUCUUAAUGCUGAUCUCCAGCCACUUCGAGAUAGCUUGAUGGCUAGUGAUACCAUUCCAACGUUGUCUAACGCGUUGUCUCGUGUUCUUCGUGUCUCCACUGGGCGUACGGAAUCCACCUCUUUUGAGAGUUCAGCUAUGUCUGCUCGCGGUCAAGGUUUGUAUGGUGGACGUGGCCGUGGACAGGGACGUGGCCGAGGACGAGGAAGAGGGUUUCAUGAUCGACUAUGUGAUCAUUGUGGUCGUUCGAAUCACGAGUCUGAUAAAUGUUAG
Molecule: messenger RNA, 699 nt
Organism: Salvia hispanica
Lineage: Eukaryota; Viridiplantae; Streptophyta; Magnoliopsida; Lamiales; Lamiaceae
Source: RefSeq, a predicted model, not a curated record